UUGUCCUGGUUUCUCCAGUCCGCCAUUAAAAUUCCUCCUUAAAAGACCUUCCAUGGCUAAACAACUCGACCGGAUCAAGGGCCCAUGGAGUCCCGAAGAGGACGAAGCGCUUCAGAGAUUGGUUCAGAAACACGGCCCUCGCAACUGGUCCUUGAUUAGUAAGUCCAUUCCUGGCCGUUCUGGCAAGUCCUGCCGCCUCCGAUGGUGCAAUCAGCUCUCCCCGCAGGUCGAGCACCGACCGUUCACGCUCGAGGAAGACGAGACGAUCAUUAACGCUCAAGCUCUGUACGGAAAUAAGUGGGCGGCCAUCGCUAGACUCCUCUCUGGUCGGACCGAUAACGCCAUUAAAAACCACUGGAACUCGACCUUGAAACGUAAGUGCUCAUCCAUGGCUGACGAAAGCGGCGGUUGUUACACAAGCUCACCGCCGUUGAAGCGGUCUGUUUCUGCAGGUCACAGUCCGUCUGGAUCCGAUGUUAGCGAUUCUGGAUUCUUCCCCGCGGUUUCGUCCCCGCACGUUUACCGACCGGUAGCUAGAACUGGAGGCGUUGUACCUCCAGUCGAAACGGUGUCGUCUUCGAACGAUGAUCCAGAAACAUUAUUGUCGUUGUCGCUUCCCGGUGCGGAGUCGUCUGAGAGAGGCAUUUGGAUGCUGCCGGCAACAGGUGAGAAAGAGGAAAGAAGUAGUAAUAGAUUGGAAUGUUUUAGCCCGGAAUUAAUGGCGGUGAUGCAAGAGAUGAUUAGAAAGGAGGUGAGAAAUUACAUGGAUGGAUUAAUGGAACAGAACGUUAGCGGUGGAGUUUGUUUCCAGGAGGCCGCCGCCGCCGGUGGAUUUAGAAACGUCGUCGGAUUGAUCGACUGAGAAAGUUAAUUGUAAUUAAAGAAAAAGAUUAGUAGUAGAGGAGAAGAUGGUAAUAAUGGAGGCAAUAAUCAGCGUUUUGUUUGUUUAUUUUUUUUUUGUUGAUGUAGUCUGUGAAUCCAAGAAAGGGUGUUUGGAUGCCGAGAAAAUUUGGGGGAUUUUGAAGGAUUCCGAGAAAAAGAAGAAGAAGAUGAUGAUGAUGGAUCGAUGACAGAGUUUCAAAAACCAUUUGGGAUC
Messenger RNA from Cucurbita pepo subsp. pepo (vegetable marrow), 1096 nucleotides. RefSeq names its product transcription factor MYB44. Gene Ontology annotation, biological process: regulation of DNA-templated transcription. NCBI's taxonomy places the organism in Eukaryota, Viridiplantae, Streptophyta, Magnoliopsida, Cucurbitales, Cucurbitaceae. The record is from RefSeq and is a predicted model, not a curated record. Gene Ontology annotation, molecular function: RNA polymerase II cis-regulatory region sequence-specific DNA binding; DNA-binding transcription factor activity, RNA polymerase II-specific. Gene Ontology annotation, cellular component: nucleus.